AUGGCUGCUUUGGAUCUCUUGCUUCUUCUUGUGGUGCUUCUUGGCCUGUGGAGCAAUAAUGGGGUUAGAGGUGCACCACAAGUACCUUGCUACUUCAUAUUUGGAGACUCUUUGGUUGACAAUGGCAACAACAACCAGCUCCAAUCUCUUGCUAGAGCUGAUUACUUGCCUUAUGGCAUUGAUUUCCCUACUGGUCCUUCUGGAAGAUUCUCCAAUGGCAAAACCACUGUUGAUGUCAUUGCUGAGCUUUUGGGAUUCGAUGAUUACAUACCACCCUUUGCAACAGCCAGUGGUGAUGACAUUCUCAAAGGUGUCAAUUAUGCUUCUGCUGCUGCUGGAAUCAGAGAGGAGACUGGCCAGCAACUGGGAGGGCGUAUUAGUUUUAGUGGACAGGUGCAGAAUUACCAAAACACAGUGUCCCAGGUGGUAAAUAUACUAGGAAAUGAGGACUCAGCUGCAAAUUACUUGAGCAAGUGCAUAUACUCAAUUGGGUUGGGGAGCAAUGAUUACCUUAACAACUAUUUCAUGCCUCAGUUCUAUUCUAGCAGCAGGCAGUACUCUACAGAAGAGUAUGCUGAUGUUCUUCUUCAAGAUUAUACCAAACAACUUCAAAGUCUGUAUAACUAUGGAGCAAGGAAAAUGGUGCUGUUUGGGGUUGGUCAAAUAGGGUGCAGCCCAAAUGAGUUGGCCCAAAACAGCCCAGAUGGUGUUACAUGUAUUGAAAGAAUCAAUGAUGCAAACCAAAUAUUCAACAACAAAUUGAAAUCUCUUGUUGAUCAACUCAACACCCAACUCCCUGAUGCAAGAUUCAUCUACAUAAACUCCUAUGGUAUCUUCCAAGAUAUUAUAAGCAACCCUUCAGCCUAUGGGUUCAGUGUUACAAAUGCUGGAUGUUGUGGUGUGGGAAGGAACAAUGGUCAAAUAACAUGUUUGCCAAUGCAAACACCAUGUGAGAACAGAAGGGAGCAUCUGUUUUGGGAUGCAUUUCAUCCAACUGAGGCUGGGAAUGCCGUUGUUGCUCAAAGAGCUUAUAGUGCUCAAUCUCCAUCUGAUGCUUACCCUACUGAUAUCAAGGGCUUAGCUCUGAUCUGAUCUGAUCUGAUCUCUCGCUAUAAAUGCAUAUAUAUAAAUGUAUGUGCCACAAUUAAUGUUCUAGAAAUAUGUUAUUUCUUUCUUUCUUUGCAAGGCAUAAGAAUAUGGAAAUUUCCUUCUAGUUUGUUAGUACAUAUAUAGUACUAGGGGAAUGCUAGGGGGACAAUGAAUUUGGUGAACAAUAUGAACAACCACCAAUCAAAUAAAAACA
Molecule: messenger RNA, 1303 nt
Organism: Arachis stenosperma
Lineage: Eukaryota; Viridiplantae; Streptophyta; Magnoliopsida; Fabales; Fabaceae
Product: GDSL esterase/lipase At5g45670-like
Exons: 5
Coding region: 1-1092 (363 amino acids)
Molecular function (GO): hydrolase activity, acting on ester bonds
Source: RefSeq, a predicted model, not a curated record